AUGGAUGAAUCUGGGCUCCGAAUCCUCCGAGUUUGGGGAUUCAACGAUGUCAACACUAUUCCAUCUUCGGGGACUGUUUAUUAUCAACUACUCAAAGAUGGAACUGCCACUAUCAACACCGGUGCAGAUGGCCUACAGCGCCUGGAUUAUGUGGUUACCUCCGCCGAGGCACGGAAUGUGAAACUCGUCAUCAAUUUUGUCAACAACUGGUCGGAUUAUGGAGGUAUGGCGGCCUAUGCCACUGCUUUCGGUAGCAGCCAGACAACCUGGUAUACAAAUACUGCAGCUCAAACAGCCUACCGGGCUUACAUCAAAGCUGUUGUUGCCCGGUAUAUCAAUUCGCCUGCCGUCUUUGCAUGGGAGUUGGCCAAUGAGCCCCGCUGCAAUGGCUGUAACACUUCGGUUCUUUACAACUGGAUCCAGUCUACCAGUGCCUAUAUCAAGUCUCUAGACUCGAAGCAUAUGGUUGCCAUUGGCGAUGAAGGCUUCGGACUGGACACUGGGUCUGAUGGCAGCUAUCCCUACAGCUACGGCGAGGGUUUGAACUUUACGAUGAAUCUAGGGAUUGAUACCAUCGACUUUGCUACAUUCCAUCUCUACCCCACAAGCUGGGGAACCACUAACGAUUGGGGCAAUGGAUGGAUCACAUCCCACGGAGCCGCCUGUGCAGCAGCUGGCAAGCCAUGUCUCUUUGAAGAGUACGGUGCUACUUCCAAUCACUGUAGCAUUGAGGCACCAUGGCAGAAGACAGCGUUGAACACCACUGGAAUUGCAGCUGAUCUCUACUGGCAGUAUGGAGACACGCUGAGCUCGGGAAAAUCGGCCGAUGAUGGAAACACCUUCUACUAUGGCACUAGUGACUUUACCUGUCUGGUGACGGACCACGUCGCAGCCAUUGACUCCUAG
Messenger RNA from Penicillium roqueforti, 906 nucleotides. Its product is annotated as CAZyme family GH5. Bases 1 to 906 code for a protein of 301 amino acids. The transcript has 3 exons. NCBI's taxonomy places the organism in Eukaryota, Fungi, Ascomycota, Eurotiomycetes, Eurotiales, Aspergillaceae. Gene Ontology annotation, molecular function: hydrolase activity, hydrolyzing O-glycosyl compounds. The record is from RefSeq and is a predicted model, not a curated record.